UCCAUGGCGGCGGAUUUGGUGGAAGCCGUUGAGGCAUGUUUGGAGUUGACGCGUUAGGAAGUGAAGAUAAAGUUUUGCAAAAAUUCACACGUUACAAUUAAAAGACUACAUGCAAAAACUACACCGAAAUAACUGACAUCAUUGAAAUCCGUGGAUAAUGAUGGGGUUCAGAGUGUGAGUGAGGGAGUCACUGAGAUGUUGCCGGGGAAGAGAGUGACAGAUCCAGUUCCCAUAGUGACCAGACAGCAUGGCGGGGCUCAGCCGAAAGAUUUAAACUGGGCAUGGGAUACUAUUGGGAAAGUUCGUUCGGAGAUUCGCAGAAUGGAGCACCGUCUGGACGACCCUGAUCGUCACCUCCCACCACCAACCGCUGACCUUCGACCUGUAGUAGACUUGGGACGCGAGCUGGACCAGACAUACACCGUGCGGGACCAAGUAGCAGCAGCUGCAGCAGCCAAGGCUAGCUGUGAUAGGUAUGACUACACUGCCUAUCAGCGAAGUAAGACAGCGCCCUCUGGUGGUCAUCGCAAGGUCAGCAGAAUAGAUGAGAAGUAUCAUGAGGAAGGCGACCUUCAAGGCAGAGUAGGAUCACGGAAAGCAGACAGGGAGUCCCGUUCUCGAGCGCGGGAUGGAUACCGACAGGAUUACUAUGGCAGCCGUGAUGUAAGGAUGGGUAGUCCGAAGCGAGUUGACUUCUCGCAUAACCUUCACCUUCGUGAAGUGAACACAGACGGGACAUAUCUGGAUAGUGUUGCCCACCAGGAGUCUUCCACGGCGUCAUCCACUCAAUCCCUCGACGUCCAGUCUACACUGACGGACAGUCGGGCCAUCCGGGAGACGGAGCUACGCUUCCUGAACGAUCACAUUCCAUCAUCACGGAAUUACCAGGAUGUGAGAUGGGAUGGGACGCGUUUGACACGCGUCAAUGUACAAGUUCCUACGGGUACCAUGAGAAAUGGAAGGACUAGAACCGAAAAUCUUCCAAAUAAUUUCGGUAGCGAACAUAGUGAAGGUGGCUUAGACAGGCGAAGAGAGGACUAUGGGAAGCAGAAACGUGUGAAGAAAUCAUUGAAGGACUUACCUGACAAUAAUGAACUGUUUGAGAAAAUAAGAGAGAAGAUUCGUCAACAGCGCCUCACAGCUUCAUCUUCAGACACAAGUCAAGACAGCAUAGUUGCAGCACCGGGUGGACCAACCGAGACAGCAGACAACCCUCUACAUGUCCUCCAUGGCAUCAGCGAUGCUGUCCAGACCACGGCUGUAGGGGACGGCGUGGGGAACAGACAGCCCAGAGUACGCAAGGUGGCAGCGGGACCACCGCUUCCUGUCUAUAAAGGUUUCGCGGAGGUUCACACCGACCCCCGGUUUCAGAUGGUGGUGAGGAGCAAGUCCCCUGUCCCGCGGAAGAAGCCCAAAACAACUGUCGGAAAGCUCCAGCGGAAAGUGUCUUCUGAUCCACACAACGAUGGCGGCAGCUCCAGUGAGAAGCCAAAGAGACUGAGAGUUGUGGCCCCGGAGAAGGAGACUUCUCAGCCUGGUGCAAAAGGUAUCAUCACAACAUCGUCGUGGAGGGUGGGGCAGCAGCUCAUUCUCCAGACUCUCGGACCAGCCAAGACAAGCAAGAAGUCUUCCCAGGGCAAGAAGUCGGAUAAUCUCAACCUAACAGAUGAAAAUAAGAACGAGGAUGUUCGUCGCCCUGACGGUGCUGAGACACACAACCUUUUCUCCUCCGGCAACAGAGAGGGUGCAGUGGGAGGCAACUCCAUCUCCAGGACAACCAAGUUGCUCCCCGAUGAUGCGAGGAGGAUUCUUGAUGACCUUCAACUAGAAGAUGAUGAUGGGGAGGGAGAACACACUAGGCGGCAGAGGCUGGCUGUCAAGAGGAAAGCCCACAAACAUUCCGAGCCAGACAAGCAGCAGCCUGCAGCCUCCAAACAGCGCCACUACGACCAGAGCAAGGUGCGCAAGUUCAUCGCCAAGCAGAAGGCGGAGCGAGUGCGUCAGAAGAAGGAGGAGGAGCGAGCGCAUCGUGCGGAGCAGGAGAAGAGACAGCGCCACCUGGCGGAGCUGUACAACAAACAGAAGCCGAAGGACCAGCCACCGCAGCCACAGCCACGAGGGAAGACACGGGGGAGGAGGUCUGGGGGAGAGGAAGACCCACAACGUCGGGAUCAUCGGGCUCUGGGCUUGAGCCUGGACUCGGACAAGGAGAAUGCUGGCGGUGGAGCAGGCAUGGAGGUGGACGACGAUGACUCCACCCUGACAGAGGGGACAGAAGAGGACGUUACACCGACCGGCACGCCCCGGGACAGACGAGACCCAGAUGUCCCAGCCCCCCAUCAGCUCCACCUGGCUCCGCCAGCCCCUCUCACAGUGGGAGGGCAGAAACUCAACCUCGAUGUAGCUGCCGUCCUGUCCAAGUUCUCCGAGGUCGUCAAUCGGAAGAAGGAUCUAGGUGGCGCCACCUACCAGCAACCCAUCCUUGAGCACUCACAUCGAACCCAGGCUGACCGCAUCCGGGCGGUGAAGGAGACUUCAGCUACAUUACAGAACAAGUUGGUCGUGUCUCGCAACAUCAUGGAGGCGGCAAACCGAGGUCUUGAAGUUAAUGCCAUGCCACGAUAUGACAGGAUCAUUGGCACGCACGAUGACUACCAAGUGUUUGACAGAAAUCUCCCUGGAUCUGUAAACUCACGCCUUGUGCUCGGUGAGCGGGAUGAGAACGAGGCUGCGACCCGGAUCCAGGCAGCGUACCGAGGUCACACGGUACGCCAGAGCAUGAACUGGCCACUUCCCUCGGGUCAAACUCUCGGCGCCCGAUUCAGGACGGGGGAAAUGAUUGGGGAUAUUGAUGCCCUGGAGGAGUCUUCCAUCACCGAGACCUCCACCUUCAGCGACAUCACCAUUACUGAAGACUCCGAGAACGAGUCCAUGAACUCCCGCCCCGGACAGAUGUUGAAGCAUGUGCGGGGCGGGGCCAGCGACCACCACCUGCGAACUACCGCCUUCAAACCAACCAGCAAGUACGUGUGGGAGGAGCCACGAGGAGACCCACUGUCAAUCAUCAACGUCUACCAGCGCAAGAUGAAGAGCAUGGGCAGGGAGAAUGAUCGACUGGCUCCAGCACCCAGUCUUCCAAGGGAUAGUGCAAUGAAUUCACAAGAGGCUAGGCAGUUAGCCAAUCAGGGAACAAUACCACAGACAUUGUCCAAUCAAGGAACGGCACCACGGAUAUCCAAUCAGCAGUCAGCAUCAAGAUCUUCCAUCAGUCAACAACCAGCAUCCCGACUGACUGAGUCUGCCUCUGUGGUCAGUGAGCCAAUGGGGUUGACAUCAGCAAGGGGCGAGAUGCACACACAACCUAAGUCACGGGACCCAGUGAGAGUCCCAGACAGACAAAGUUCCGCCCGAGUUGAUGAUGUGAGUCGCAGGUCUCAACCAGUGGAGACAUCCGUAGCUGACAACCAACGCAGCAGACGGGACCCAGCCAGUUUUCGGCCUGUUCGAGGAAGCAUCACUGAUGAGUCUUGCAUUCAGUCCUUCAGUGAGGAGGACGAAGACCGGACUCCAACAGCCUCCAGACCCAACUCCAGGCCAGGACUUUCACACAACAGUGUCAAGGUGUCAGAGGUCACGGGUCAAGAUUCGGAUGCUUCUUUGGUCAGUGAUGAGGAAAUGCUCAGAUCAAGGUUAUCCAGGCAUGAGUUACCUCCCCCUGGAGCUGAGAGCCGUGAGCCUGGACGAUUCUCCCCGAACACACUGGAGCAGAAGAUGUAUGCAGAGCUGAAUCGCCUUGAGAGUAUGGAAGUGACACUGCAUCAGUUGACCAGUGUUGACCGGACACGUGCUGUCUCCCUGGCCCAGCAGGAAACUGUGUCCUUGGCUCAGAUCCUGAAGGCCAGACAACAAACCCAUGAGCAUGAUAUGCGUCAGCUCAAACUCCAGGCUCAGAAAGAGGCUUACGAGGCCACCCAGCAACUUGAGGAGACACAGAGACAGUCGGCGACAGGUGGAGGGGUGCCACCCCGGCUGAGUCGCGAGGAGAUACAGACACUGAAGAAGGAGGCCAUCCGGGCAGCAGCAGAAGCCUGGAACCUAGGACCCUCCGACAAUAACAGACGUCCAGGGCGGAAAGACAAAUCCAGUUCUCGGGACACGGCGUCAAGGUCAAGGGGUCAAAGUCAGAGAUCCGACACUGAUGUGACCGAUUCCCUGUCUAGGAAACCACGGAAACCUACGUCAGUUUCUUACAGUGUCAGCAAGUCAUAUGUCAGACCAUCAAGGAGUGCCGUGUCGGAGAGUGUGAGAACAGCCAAGGACACUCAGCAGGACACCGACAGUGACAGCAUCCGCACCGCCAGUGACGCCGAGGGCAGGGACACUUCCAAGACCAGGAGUAUCAAGGAGGACAUCAGAGAUGAGGACUACACAAUGUCUUUUGAUGAGUCCAUGACGGAAGAUGAGUCCUUCAGACAAGUACUGCCCUCAGAAUCGCACCGGAAAGAGGUCAAGCGUCGUCAUGGUGACUCAUCAGCUCUAGCUGCUGCUGAUGAGACAGGUACCAACAGUCGACUUGCCAUUGGAGACUUGACAUCGUUGUUUGUGGGCGAGGACAACUUCAGUAAGUUCACGGCGGAGAUGGUGCGUCAGAUCAUGCGUGAGGAAGAGCUGCGUGCACAGCACCAGGCGGCGCUGCUGCGGCUGAGGGAGAAGGCCCUGAAGGAGAAGACGAAGGCUGAGCUGGCGUGGAUCAAGCAGCAGAAACAGCUGCGGCAUCGAGGUCAUGAUGACAAGUACCCCGAGAUCCACAAACAGGAGCAGUCCAUUCUCCGGCGACAGAAGGAGCAGCAGGAGGAGAUUCGGCGCCUGCAGGAGGCCAACAAGUUGGCGAGUCGGGAGCGACAGUGUCUCCUCCAGCAGCACGAGGAGAUUGCAAAAAUGAGACAGUCAACCAAAAAGACACUAGGGCAUCUGAGGCCGAAAGGUCGACUACAUCGGCCAGUGGAGGUUCAUACGGAGGACGAAGUCAGUGCCCUGGAUGAUGUAUCGGAUGUCAGUGAAGAUAUGUCACAGCUAAAAGACUACAAGUCGGACUCGGAGGUGUAUGGGAAGGACACGAAAACUAGACGCAGAGCAAAGGGAGAUAAGCAGAAGAUAGACAAGCAGAUGAAGAACAGGCUGGACCAGAAGUACUUGACAUCUCGGGAGCAGAAGCUGCACAAUCGACGGCGGAACGCGGAGGAGUUGUUGGCAUGGAAACAGCGGCUGGAUGAGGAGGAACAGGAGGUGUUUACACUAGAGAAGCAGGCGCUGUCAGUGUGGGGGGAUGAACGCGGACCACAAGGGGGCGCUGCUGGCAAACAGGACCGGCCCCCGUCCAGGAGGGGCAGACCGAGGUCGUCGCAGCAGGAUGACACAACCUUGAAGAAAGUAGUCUCGAAAGACGCUGGUGCUGCUCACCGAGAUGAGACAACAAUCUCGGAACAGUUGAGUACUGCAAGAGACGAGUCUGGAUCAAGGGCUCGUGGCACCUCUUUUACCCAGAAAUCUGAUGCCAUCUCCACACAGAUUAGUGCAACACGCACUGAGAGAUCGGAGAAGAGGUCGCGAGGUGAGAGGUCAAGGUCGCCAGCAGCCAGUGGAAGCGAAGGGUCGAUACCUGAAGAGAUUCCAGCUCGCUCUGACGAGGGAUCCACAUCCAGUCCGGAGAAGAAUGAUGACACAAUAGUGAACAGCUCGGCAGUUGACGACUACAACAACGAUACGUUUGAGCAGGACACCACGGUGACCAGUAGGAAGAAGUCCCCCGUGGGGCGCUUCCUCCCACAGGGCAGUUCCCCUCUCCCCUCACCCUGGUCCAGGAAGGGGGGGUCAGAGAGCGAGUCAGAGGACUCCAUCUCUCACACAGAGACCCUGUCUGAUGCAAGCGACUAUGAAGUUCGGAUCCGGCAACUGAGUGAUGAGUUGCGGAGACGAAGGAGGGAGGUUGAAAUUCUCAAGAAGGACCGCAAGAAGAAGGCUAAGGAACGGAUGAGGGCUCAGGAGGACUCACUCAAGAAGCAGAUUGAGGCAUACGACAACUACAUCACGCAGCUGCGACAUGAUCAGAUUGACCUUGAGCAUGAUGCCGUCAAGGCAACAGUCAAGCCACAGAUAAAGCAACCCAAAGUGACGACGGGGAAAUCUCCUGGGAAGGGCAGACAGCAGGAUGUGUCCCCCAGCAAGAGGACUCCGGACGCAGAUCAUAAUCACUCCUCCAGCUUCGAGGACACUCGGGAUGGGACGGAGUCAAGCCACACCUCACCAUCACUGUCUGACAGCAGGGAUCUGAAGCUGUCUCCAGUGCAGGAGGACAAAUCAGGGAAGAAGAAAUCACCGUUCCUCGACCGCAUCUCUGAGGGCAGUGAAUCCGACAAGUCUGGAGCAUCAGGAAAGAAGGCAGAGCCAGGUCGACGUGACAAGUCCGAGUCUAGUGUAUCAGAAGUCAUCGAGGAAUUAUCCAAUGUGGAGGACAGUGUUGUGUCAGAGAGAACCGUGUCCGGCAUGUUCCAGGUCAAAACAGACCUGCCUGCUUUGGCUGACUCGCAGAGCAAACAGAGUCUCCAUGACGAUGACCCCUCCUACAGUAUGACCUUCACAGAUGCUGUGUCAGUGAGUCAGGACAAUGCCAAACUACCUCAGAGUGUCCACAGUCGCCAGGAUGUGCCUGACCAGAGUGUUGUGACAAGGGACAGGUCUGAGGUGUCUGUGUCUGAGCAGCUAGAGGAAGCCCUGUCUCUUCGAUCUGAACAGGCAACAUCAGUGCCUUUAAGAAUAGAUCUGAACAAAGACUCGAGUGUUAAAGAAGGAAACAAAGCCAGUGAAAAAUCCUACACAACAGGAAUACCUGAAUCUGACAGCGAGAAUGAAACAAAAUCUCAUCACACAUUAUCCUAUUCCACCACAAAAUCCGAGGGCACUGCAUCUCGCCCAUCCAGUGAGAAGUCUGUGGCCAGUACAAAUUACAGUCAGGACUUUGAAGAGGAAGAUCUGUCCGAGUCCGAGAGGACACCUGUUCCUGCUCCAGCUGCAGCUCUGCCCAGCAUCCGAUCUGGCGGGGGCAGAACCGAGGAGGAGGUCAGUGAGGUCAUCUCCGCCAGUCUUCCGUCCAUCUCUGAGAAGAAGGCGUACAAUAGGCAGGACACGUGGGACAACGCACUGCUGGCUGAUGUCCUUGGAGGACUGGAUGAUUUGGAAGAUGAUGAAGAUAAGACGCCCACUGAGACUCCUCGGGAAGCAUCACCACCUCCGAUUGGUCAGGAGGAAAACAGUGCUCUCCUGAUGACAGAUCCAUUAGCGGACUUCAACCUUGAAGACAAGGUCCUGGUAUGGGGCAGGAAGAAGGGGACAUUGUUGUAUAAAGGCAAGGUUGACUUUGCCCCAGGGAUAUGGGCUGGGGUGGAGUUGGACAAGCCCGAGGGUGAUAUGGAUGGCACAUCAGGGGGUAGGGAAUAUUUCUCGUGUCGUCCUCAGUAUGGUGUGCUGGUUCAUGGAAGUGAUAUAUCUCCCCAGAUGGAGAUAGAGGACAACUUGAUGAAUGAUGUUAAAAGUCCAGACGAUUCCGUCACAGAUGUUUCUGCUGCGACGGAAACAGAACUUGAAAAGGAGAUUCUUACUGCUGCGGAAAAUGUUGAGUCCUUUGUGACGACUCCACCACAGUCGCCGAGCAGCAAAAAGUCAUGUGACAUCAACAGUCUGGCUGAUGACAUCACAGACCAUCUUACAAUGUCAAUAGUGAAGGAUUCGAUGGAAACAAUGGGGAACAUUGCUGCCAAGCAGGCUGCACCAGUAAAGAAGGUUCCUCCUGCCACACUGCCGAAACCCAAACUCCAGCAGCAGACCCUCACGGCUGUCAUUGAGAAAGUUCCUGACCAGACCACGGAGACGACAAAGUCUUCUUCUCCAAAGGACGUCAGUGCAGACAAGGCAACGAACAGUGUCAUGGACAGUAUGCUGAAUGAAGCUAUCUCACAGAUGGUGUCUAUCAGAAACAAACAGCGGAGUCGAACAGAUGUGGGUAAAGAUGCUCCGUCUGGUCAGAUCAAUGGUCAUCUGUCGUCUGAUGAACUUGACUCCUUGUCGGCUGGAGGGCUGUUGAACAGCGGAAGGGAACAGAAGCCUGAUAUCCUGGUGCUUGAUGAUGGUGCUGAUCUCAUUCAGAGGCCUGAGUCCCCCAUGCCGGGGGAGCAUGGCCUGGAGGACCUGGACCAGGACAUCUCGGGCUUGUUGGGAAUGGAGGAAAACGAAUACUUUGAUGACGACAUGGGUCUCGUCAAAAUGGGCAAACCUCCGCCUCCGUAUCCUGGGGGACCAGAUCAGGGCAGAGGAGGCGAGGCAGCUGCAGCUCCCCCUGUGCCGGAGGAGGUAGUGUUCGCUGUCCCCCACCAGCAGGACGAAGUGGAGUCCAUCGUCGCCAGCGCCAUCGACGUGUACUGGAACUGUCGCCGAUGUGGUGAACCCAUGGAUAACGUGGAGCCUCCGGAAGAAUACUUCAAGUCAGCCGAGAAUGGACGUGAUAUGGCCAGUCAUAGCAGACGUGUGUUUAAGCAACUUUUGUUUGACUUGACAGGGGAGAUAAUCCGGGAGAUAUAUAAAGAUGAGCAUGAAGCAGACCCUCUUGCGUGGCAGAAACCAAGAAAGAAGCAAACGAAAUAUUACAAAGGGUUGUCACCUCCCACGACGGUUGACCAUCUGCGACCGAUCGUUCAAAGUGCAGUUAGUGAAAUCAUGGGUAUUAAUGGGACACGGAACUCAGAUAGGGCAGUUAAUAAGUGGAAUAUUCGUAAAAAGCGUGACCAUGUGGACAAUGUACUCGUGCAGGAGCUCCGAGCCGAGGAGCCCAACUGGGUGAACUAUGACGCAGACGAGAUGUCGGUGAAGAAUCAUCUGACAGAUGUCAUCAUGGAGGCUCUGCUGACUGACACUGUACACACACUGAACAAGAUCUUCCAGAAGCGACACUACAGGUCACAGCAGAGCUAGACAUGUGUGCAAGUGUUGGUUAAAGUGAGAAUGUCAAAUAUCAGAGAGUUGGACAGUGUCACAGCAGAGCUAGACAGGUGCGUAAAAGUUAGAAUAUCAUUGUCAACGGAUCCAAAAGCUGUAUAACUGAGACAGGCCCUACGUGAUGUGGAUCCACUUGCUAGAUCUUGAUCCUCAAACAACCUCAAUCUGUGAUAAUUAUGUAGUGAUGGUCAAGAUGAGAAGGAAUUGGAGCAGUAAUCUGUUUGAUCCCAUCAUAUCGGAUUUGUCUGUAAUGGAAAGGUUGGAGUUGUCACUGGACUUUUGCGACUAACGAGCCCAGAAUCAGGACAGUGUUGCCAGGGAAACGACUCAAAUCGUAUGAAUAGUGGUGACGUUGGAAACUAUCAAAACAAAGAUACAUAUUUCUACUUGCCCGAAGGAUCCUAUUAACAUGACAGAUGUGUUUGGGGAGUUAGUAUUCCCUGAUUGGAUAUGUGACAAUAUGUGUGACUUGAUAUGCUGAGUUUGGGCUGGUAACCCGCAGCACACAGUAAAGACCUUGGACAUGUAACAGGAUGUGGACCUGUAUGACAAGUAAGGGUUUGUUCCUGCCCUUAUUCUCUUCCUCUGUGAUGCAUUUGUGUAGCCCUGGUUAGCUGCUUGUGUAGGUUACCUGUACAUAGCUUGUAUUUAUUGUCUACCAGACUCACAGGCGAAGGAGGCUGGUGUGCGAUAUAUGAUAUAUCUGCAUGGUAUACGGCUUGUAUUCGUGUAGGUAAAUGUGAUGAAGGCGAGUAGCCGAUGACUGUCUGUGUGUGCAUCCUGUGGGGACUCUGCACCCUUCGGCUGCACAAGAUGAAGGAUGACAAAGGAUGGGUAUGAAUAGUUACCUCCAUCACCAGUUGCAGCUGAUGAACACCAGCUGUUGUAGGAUAAAUUCCAGAAGCGAAGAUGUUUAAAAAACCUCAGGAUAUGGUCAGGACUCAUAUGACAGAAAGCAUGUGUACAAUGUCCCAGAAACUGACAGGGAUAUUGGGCGUUAUAUGUAAUUAUAAUGGUGAUGAUCUGACAUUGGAUCUCCGAGACUCGUGUGAGACGUGCAGUGUGGGUCUAGCUCUGGUCCUGCUUCAGACUGUAGGGUUGAUAACAUGGAGCUUCCACAAUGGCUGUUGAGCUAUGUGUGUAACGGCCAGUUUACAUCAUGCAAGUCCAUCUAUAGACUUCACAGUCAUCGAAAUUAUUGUUUUUGUAUUACUUGUAAUUACUACAGGGCAUGUGUCACCAGUCUGAUGUAGAAUGUCAUGUACUCCUAGGUAGCAGUAAUAUGUAUCAGGCAGACACAGUGUCUGUCAUGUUGUCAUGGAUUAUUCAAGCAGCUGUAUAUUUGUGACAUGCACCAUUCCAUGAGGAGUUGAGUUGGCGGACAUGGCAGUGCUCAAUCUGACUGGCUGUGUUGUAGAUCUGUCUCACAUCACAUUCCGUCCUCAGGGCACAGGGUCGAGGGAGGGCAAGGCUGGUGGGUAUUUGGGUGUGAGAGCGGAGGGAGGGACAGGUUAGUGAGUACUGGGGUGUGAGAGCGGAGGGAGGGACUGGUUGUUGGAACUAGGGGAUGGUUGAAGAGGGAGGGCUACGCUGGAGGGUAUUUGGGUGUGAGAGCGGAGGGAGGGACAGGUUAGUGAGUACUGCGGUAUGAGAGUGGAGGGAGGGAUUGGUUGUUGGUACUAGGGGAUGGUGGUAGUGGGAGGGUUAGGCUGGUGGGUAUUUGGGUAUGAGAGUGGAGGGAGGGACAGGUUAGUGAGAACUGGGGUGUGAGAGCGGAGGGAGGGACUGGUUGUUGGUACUAGGGGAUGGUUGAAGAGGGAGGGCUAGGCUGGUGGAUAUUUGGGUGUGAGAGCGGAGGGGGGGACAGGUUAGUGAGUACUGCGGUGUGAGGGUGCAGGGAGGGACUGGUUGUUGGUACUAGGGGAUGGUGGUAGAGGGAGGGUUAGGCUGGUGGGUAUUUGGGUAUGAGAGUGGAGGGAGGGACAGGUUAGUGAGUACUGGGGUGUGAGAGCGGAGGGAGGGACUGGUUGUUGGUACUAGGGGAUGGUGGUAGAGGGAGGGUUAGGCUGGUGGGUAUUUGGGUGUGAGGGCGGAGGGAGGGACAGGUUAGUGAGUACUGGGGUGUGAGAGCGGAGGGAGGGACUGGUUGUUGGUACUAGGGCAUGGUGGUAGAGGGAGGGUUAGGCUGGUGGGUAUUUGGGUAUGAGAGUGGAGGGAGGGACAGGUUAGUGAGUUCUGGGGUGUGAGAGCGGAGGGAGGGACUGGUUGUUGGUACUAGGGGAUGGUGGUAGAGGGAGGGUUAGGCUGGUGGGUAUUUGGGUGUGAGAGUGGAGGGAGGGACAGGUUAGUGAGUACUGGGGUGUGAGGGUGCAGAGAGGGACAGGUUAGUGAGUACUUGGGUGUGAAGGUGCAGGGAGGGACAGGUUAGUGAGUACUGGGGUGUGAGGGUGUAGGGAGGGGGUGGUGGUAGAGGGAGGGCUAGGCUGGAGGGUAUUUGGGUGUGAGAGCGGAGGGAGGGACAGGUUAGUGAGUACUGGGGUGUGAGAGUGGAGGGAAGGACUGGUUGUUGGUACUAGGGGGUGGUGGUAGAGGGAGGGCUAGGCUGGAGGGUAUUUGGGUGUGAGAGCGGAGGGAGGGACAGGUUAGUGAGUACUGGGGUGUGAGGGUGCAGGGAGGGACAGGUUGUUGGUACUAGGGCAUGGUGGUAGAGGGAGGGCUAGGCUGGUGGGUAUUUGGGUGUGAGAGCGGAGGGGGGGACAGGUUAGUGAGUACUGGGGUGUGAGGGUGCAGGGAGGGUCAGGAUUGUCAGCCCUGAAGUGUUUAGUGUAGGGUAAGGCUGGUUUGAUGAGAAUGUUGAGGGAGGGUCAGGAUCGUCAGCCCUGAGGUGUUUGUUGCAGGGUAAGGUAGGUUUGAUGAGAAUGUUGAGGGAGGGUCAGGAUUGUCAGCCCUGAGGUGUUUGGCGCAGGAUGGGGGUUGGGGAUGGUGGGCUCUAGAGUAUGGUGGUACUGGGGUGUGUGGGUGGACAGAGGGUAAGUUCUGUUCUCCUUCUUUCACCAGCAUGAGCCUUGUGUGUCGGGGAAAGAUUUGUGUAUGCAGUUGGAGUAAUGGGAUGGUGGAUGGAGAGUGGGAGUAGGACAAAGGGGUGAUGAAUGGAGUGCGGAAGUAAAUGGGAUGUGGUCAGAGUCCAGUAGAGGUGUGAGGUAGCAGUAGAUGAUAGAGCAAAUCUCGGUAUUGCGCCGACCUUUCCCGACCUUGACCCUGUGUUUCGACAGGUUAUUCUGUCUCUGUGUUGCUCAUCUUGUCUACACCCAUUGAUUCCAGCAUCAUGAACACUGUGCCUUAUACCUCCACGCACAAUGUAGAUACAAUGUACCUGUAGGAGUGUUUGUGCCAGAAAUGAAGCUUUAAACAAAUGUUAAAGACGAAACACGGCUAUACAGGGCUGUAACAGUUCACCAAAGUGUUAGUAAAUAGAGAUGCAUUGCCAUGAAUACCUUGUCAUCAGGUCGUGUCGAUACAAUAUGAUACAUGUAUGUAUACGAUAAGUUACUGCUUAUGGUAUGACAAGAAUUAUAUUAAUUCCUGACAGUUGUUCUGAAGUAUUUGUUAGUUUAACGGAGUCAAGUAUGCUAAAAAUGUCUUGGAAGGGCAUCAAGUAUUCCCACUGAUGGUAGAACAUGGCUCCCAAAUUUGAGUUUCAUAUAUGGUAUCACACUGUUUUUAUACAUUUUGUAUCCUGGCUGAGUGUAUGGUUGCAGCCGUAAUAGUAGAAGUACAUUCAGUUCACAAACGGGGUAGCCAAGUGUUAAUGUGUUGCCAUCUCCAUGAAAUACCCCUGUGAUAUUGCUGGAAUAUUGCUACAAGGAGCAUAAAACAAUAUCCGCUCACUCACACACACAUGUCUCCACGAGCCAAAGUAUAGCGUCAUUGUACAGAAGUAUGCCUUCAGUCAUUGUAUCAUUGCCAUCAGUCGUUAUUUAUUUCAGCUAUUUAUUGCGGUCCUGUUCACAUGGUCAGCGUACCUAUCCGUGUCCUCUCAUGUAGAAAGCUACUUUGUUUCUUUGUUUUGUUUUGAGUUGUUGUGUUGGUGCCAUGUGACCCCUCGUGUUUCGACCUGAGUGAUAUUACACCCCCGACCUCGGACUGUUGUCAGGGCAAUGACCUGAGGAAGCCAUUUCAGGGCGUCAGAGAACUGAAUCCGAACUCCCUCUCUGGACUAAUAAGGAUAAUGUCCUCAUGGGCAAACUUAAAUCAUAUGCUAGUCAGUGUUUGAUAGGGAUACUGAGAAAGAGAUAAGAAAUGUGUAUUUUACGUUAAAGUGAAGCUGCAAAUGUGUCAUUUCCAUGGUAAUGUGCUACUUGUGUAACAACAUGUCCAACCAAUCUGCCACGUUCAGUCCUCAAGUGGAAUACCAGGAUUAUCCCUAUCAACUGUUGAGUAGCGUGCAUCAUCACAAGUACUGGUAGAAAAACUGUAGAGCACCUGUAGACAAACAGCAGUGAACUCGUGACCUCAAUUAACAAGCAGAGCAGUCCAUUUUAAGGUAGGGAGUUCAGUGUGACUGCAUGUGCAAAUCAUGCCAUUAUGCUUGACCUCCUGUUCAAUUGAUGGACUCUCUCAAUCUGAGAGAAAGCCAUGAGUCAUUCAGUGGGGAGAGGAUGCAGGGAGGAGGGGAUGCAGGGAAUGAGGAGGUGCGCAUCCCCCCAUUUUCCAAAUCCCUGAUUCCACAUCUGUACAAGUCUUGUUCAUUUCCAAUGUUUGGAAACUGCUAAACUGAUAAUAUAUAUUCCUAGUGGUGUAAAUCAAAGCUGUGAUCAAUGCAAUGUGUAUAACCCAGGGCUGUGUAGGAUUGUCUUGACAAGGCUAUUUUCUGGUUAAUGAUAAAAGAAGGAUUAGAAAGCGGAAUAUGACUGUAGGGUUCUUUUCCCGCAUUAGACACACUCCAUAAAGGAAACACAAGUACAUUGCCCCUUGUUGCUGAUGUACAGCUGGUUCUUGUGUGGAGACUAACUUUGUAGCAAUGACAUGAUGUGGCCAUGAUGGCCAGGGUUGAAUAUAUCUUCUCAUCCUGAAAAUUAUUGUAUAAACAUGUUGAGAAUUUAAUCAGAAUGGGUCUUUGGAAGGUGUCAAGAGAAACAUAUACAGUGUACAUCGUUAUACUUGGCUGAUGUCAAAAUUCUAAUUUAGGUUUGUUUUGUAGUUCAUAUCUUGCAAGAAAGUUGGAGCACAUUCUUCUAUAACUAAUCACAGGUCUGAUGUCCAUAUUACAUACAGGGAACCCUCAUUCAUGCUUGCUCCAUUAUCUUGUUAUGUCAUCCCAAACUGGCUUCCACAGGAGAUGUUGCUUGGGUCAGAUCAAGGGAUAUCUCCUCAGGCAAUGCAGCACAAUGCUUUGCAGACCAUUGUGAUGUCAUUGGUUACCAUGACAUCACAAUCAAAUGACAUCACUAAUCUCUGCCACUGAAGCUGGGUACCUGUACUUUGUACACACCAGACACUGCUUAUUACUGUUUGCAGACUGAAAAAGUGGGAAGAAUAGUUUUGGAUGGUGAAUAGAAUCUCGUCCUUGUCUCUUUUGAUAUCAAAUGUCUUGAUAUGUCAUAGAAGAUGAUGUAACUAUGUCGGGCAGUGAUGGCAUCAGCGCCAUGGCAAAUUAUUGACAAUGUCUUGAACUAAGGAUAACUUGACAUAUUUAAUAGGCCUCAGGACUCACUGCAUGUUUGAAUUUUGAAUUGCUAAAUGUCAAAGAUCUGAAGAAGGCAAUUGCAUGUCAGGCAAUACUGAGGUACCAAAGUGCCUUUUGUUGAGGAACAAGGGGAGAUAACCCCAGGGCUUGCUGCCGGAGUAUUUGUGAUUGUUUCAGUGCUGAGGGAGAGACUGUGCUAUGGAUAUUGAUAAUUCACUUCUUUCAACACACUGAAAUUACUAUGGGUAUUUUUCUUUCCAAAACUUUUGGAUCUUGAAAUUUGCAUACAUAUAUAAAUAUAUAUAUAAAUAUAUGAGUAUUAUUAGCAAAUGUAUGUAUAUUUUUUAUAUUUUGAUGUACAAAUUGAAAUUAGCUCAUGUGCAAAUAAUGUUUCAUGUACAUUAAAUAAAUCCAUCCAUCUGAU
Messenger RNA from Haliotis rufescens (red abalone), 15155 nucleotides. Its product is annotated as centrosome-associated protein 350-like. The transcript is spliced from 40 exons. Gene Ontology annotation, biological process: microtubule anchoring. NCBI's taxonomy places the organism in Eukaryota, Metazoa, Mollusca, Gastropoda, Lepetellida, Haliotidae. The record is from RefSeq and is a predicted model, not a curated record. The coding region runs from base 196 to 9021 and encodes 2941 amino acids. Gene Ontology annotation, cellular component: centrosome. Gene Ontology annotation, molecular function: microtubule binding.